AUGUCGUCCUCGUCUGCCAGCCCCGAAUCGUGGAUCACCUCGUUCUGCUCUCUCCUGGGCCACGAAUACUUCGCCGAAGUUUCGGAAGACUUUAUUGAAGAUGACUUCAAUCUUACGGGCCUACAGGGCCAGGUCCCAAUGUAUAAAGAGGCAUUAGAGAUGAUUCUAGAUGUUGAACCCGAAGACACCGAGGAGGAGGAGGAUGAUGAUGAUGAUGAGGACCCCGAUGAAUCCCUUGAAAGCGCAGCACGUCGGCUUUCAGAGCGCCGCCAGAACCGCAUGACGUCGGAUCUCUCAGUUAUCGAAUCCUCGGCCGAAUUGCUGUAUGGACUCAUCCACCAGCGCUAUAUAUGCUCUCGCGCUGGCAUCCAACAGAUGAGCGAGAAGUACGAGCUCUCUCACUUCGGAAACUGCCCGCGCACGAACUGCGACCAUGCCAGGACUCUACCAGUGGGCCUAUCUGAUGUGCCAGGAGACGACACGGUGAAGCUGUUUUGCCCAAGCUGUCUCGACGUUUACGUUCCACCGAACUCGCGGUUCCAGACCGUGGACGGCGCGUUCUUUGGCCGGACUUUCGGUUCUCUCUUCCUCAUGACCUUCCCAGACUACGACCUCUCCAAGAAGGCCACCGAGGUCCUCUCGCCAACUCGGGCUUCGGAUGGUGAAGAGAAACCAAUGGUAAAUGGUAUGCUGGCACACAACCUGGGCCCUGGUUUGGGCAAAGGCAAGGUGUACGAGCCACGAAUCUAUGGCUUCAGGGUCAGUGAGCGGGCACGCAGUGGGCCCAGGAUGCAAUGGCUCCGCAGUCGGCCAGACAACGUGCAGGUGCUUAAUACGGCGCGGAACCACAGUGAUGAAGAUAUGGAGGACGAUGAUGCCGCGAUGGCGAAUCCGCAGAAAGUGCGAAGGGCCGGCCAGUUAAAGGGCGCUGGGGCCAGGAGGAAGAAUGACGGGAGCCCCAUGAGUGUGGAUCAGACGGGACUAUGA
Pseudogymnoascus destructans is the source of this 987-nucleotide messenger RNA. It is a transcript of the gene CKB1, whose product is annotated as casein kinase 2 regulatory subunit. Bases 1 to 987 code for a protein of 328 amino acids. Lineage: Eukaryota; Fungi; Ascomycota; Leotiomycetes; Thelebolales; Thelebolaceae. Gene Ontology annotation, cellular component: protein kinase CK2 complex; cytoplasm. The transcript has 2 exons. The record is from RefSeq and is a predicted model, not a curated record. Gene Ontology annotation, molecular function: protein kinase regulator activity.